Polistes dominula (European paper wasp) is the source of this 1306-nucleotide messenger RNA. Its product is annotated as histone H4. The record is from RefSeq and is a predicted model, not a curated record. Gene Ontology annotation, molecular function: protein heterodimerization activity; structural constituent of chromatin; DNA binding. Gene Ontology annotation, cellular component: nucleosome. NCBI's taxonomy places the organism in Eukaryota, Metazoa, Arthropoda, Insecta, Hymenoptera, Vespidae.
UUGAGCUUUGAGGAAGUACUUUUUUGUAAUAUUACCACAACUUACAAAUCUUAAAUAUGACUGGUCGUGGAAAGGGAGGAAAAGGAUUGGGAAAAGGAGGAGCCAAGCGUCACAGGAAGGUUCUUCGUGAUAACAUCCAAGGUAUUACGAAACCUGCAAUUCGUCGUCUUGCUCGCCGAGGUGGUGUCAAACGUAUUUCUGGAUUGAUUUACGAAGAAACUCGUGGCGUGUUAAAAGUCUUUCUGGAAAACGUUAUUCGUGAUGCAGUCACGUACACAGAGCAUGCCAAGAGGAAAACCGUAACUGCUAUGGACGUCGUCUAUGCGCUUAAACGCCAGGGACGUACUCUUUAUGGAUUUGGAGGUUAAAUGGUGCAGUGGCGCAGAUACUUGUCAUCUUUUGACAAUGAUAACGGCCCUUCUUAGGGCCACUAUAUUUAUCUUAAUGUAAAGGAAUAAUAUCUCUGAUCAUAUUUUAUGUUAACCCUUUCGUUCCGAAAAACGGACAUUUUCGUCAUCUACAUAAAUACUCCCCUGAGCCGAACGUCGGAUAUUUCCGACAUUCAUAUGUCACCCUCUGGAGACGAACGUCGGAUGCAUACGACAUGCCGAUAAAAUCGAGACUUAAUUUUCGGACAACAUCACCUAAUGCGUGAAUCUUCUGACGAAACAAACGACACACCACUCAAAUUAUCUUUGUUCUACCUGCAUUUUCCUAUUUUUAUUGUUUAACAUGCUGUAAAGGGAUAGAAUAUCGAAAGUACUAACUGUUCGGUAUCAAAUCCUUUAUAGACCAUAAAUCUUAUAUUUUGUAAAUAAAAUAUCAUACAGAAACUAUCUUGUGUACUUGAAUACAAUAAAUUGAUGGGUGCUGUGGACAAGACCAACAUGGUCAUCAGCAUCAUACAUUCUGCAAGAAAAACGACAAAAUGGUACAAGAAAUAUUUUUUUCAUAUGAUUGACAUGUGUUUGUUGAACUCGUAUUGUUUAUAUAAAUUAAAAACUGGUAAAACACUAUCAAUUGCAAAAUUUCAAUUAAAAUUGAUGGACCAAAUUUUGAGAAAAUAUAAACAAUCUAGCAAUCAUUGUAUAAGACCCGGAAACAAUUACUCAGCACGACUCAACGAAAGUUAUUUUCCUUCUCCUUAUGAAAUUAACAGGAAAAUAAGGAUCGCGAAGGUGUGUCGUAUGUACAAAAAAACGAUAAGAGUGAGAAUGUACGUGCCAUCCGUGUUUCAGAUUAUACCAUACGGAAUUAAAUUAUUAACUACUUUAUAUUAUAUAUUAUGUUUUAUUUUACUACUGUA